GUGUGAACGCAGACAGCUGAGGAUGGAGCAGAGCAGAGAGGGAGAAGCUCUCUCACACCGCCGUCAGACACCUCUGAAAUACCGCGUCAACAAUUGAGGACCUGCCUGUAAUUUAAACCCGGACUGCGGCUCCCUCACCUUUUGUACUAUUCUCUCAGUUGACAUCUUCGCACCGGUCCACUCCAUUUCAUCUGUCUGUGAACACACCGGCUCGUUGGACGGACUGUCAGCGGGGAAAGCGAAGGGGAAAAGCCCGUUAAAACCCCUCUAAAUACACACCUUCCUGCCGGACCGCGCGGUCAAUAUGGACGAGGACAACCACGUUCCUGAGGAUCUGUCCCUGGAGGAGAGCGAUGAGCUUUCAAACAUCCGACGCAGGAAGAGAGAGCUGCUCGAUGAUAUUGAGAGGUUGAAGUUUGAGAUAGCGGAGGUCAUGACGGAGAUUGAGCAGCUGACGUGUGUUGGAGAAAGUAAAACAACCCAGAGAAACAAACAGAUCGCCAUGGGCAGGAAGAAGUUCAACAUGGACCCAAAGAAGGGAAUCCAGUUCCUGCUGGAGAACGACCUCCUCCAGCACACCCCUGAAGACAUCGCCCAGUUCCUCUACAAAGGCGAGGGCCUCAACAAGACCGUCAUCGGGGAUUACUUGGGCGAGCGGGAUGACUUCAACCUCAAGGUGCUGCAGGCUUUUGUGGAGCUGCAUGAGUUUGCGGAUCUCAAUCUCGUCCAAGCACUCCGCCAGUUCCUGUGGAGUUUCCGUUUGCCAGGUGAAGCCCAGAAGAUCGACCGCAUGAUGGAGGCGUUUGCCUCGCGGUACUGCCAGUGCAACCCCGGAGUCUUCCAGUCGACAGAUACCUGCUACGUGCUGUCGUUUGCUAUCAUCAUGCUGAACACCAGCCUCCACAACCCCAACGUCAGAGACAAGCCGCCCGUGGAACGCUUCAUCUCCAUGAACAGAGGCAUCAACGAAGGAGGAGAUCUGCCAGAGGAGCUUCUCAGGAACCUUUACGACAGCAUCAAAAACGAGCCCUUCAAAAUCCCCGAAGAUGACGGGAACGAUCUGACGCACACGUUCUUCAACCCCGACAGAGAAGGAUGGCUCUUGAAGCUCGGCGGCCGGGUGAAGACGUGGAAGAGACGGUGGUUCAUCCUGACCGACAACUGCCUCUAUUACUUUGAAUACACAACCGAUAAAGAGCCUCGUGGGAUUAUUCCUCUGGAAAACCUCAGCAUCAGAGAGGUGGACGAGCCCCGGAAACCUAACUGCUUCGAGCUCUACAACCCCGGCCACAAAGGUCAGGUGAUCAAGGCCUGCAAGACGGAGGCGGACGGGCGAGUUGUCGAGGGCAACCACGUGGUGUACAGGAUAUCGGCCCCCACGCCGGAGGAGAAGGAGGAGUGGAUCAAAUCCAUCAAAGCAAGCAUCAGCAGGGAUCCCUUCUACGACAUGCUGGCCACCAGGAAGCGGAGGAUAGCCAACAAGAAAUGAUGAGCGUGCGCCUUCGACCACACCCGCAUCGCCACCGCGCCUGUGACCAGCAGAGUCCCAGCAUGUGCAUGUGUGCGUUGCGUCUCGGGGGGGGGGGGCCGUGAAGCCCCUCUCCUUUUUGUUUUUCCGGUCUGGAGGAUGAGCAGCAGACACAGGUUGGGAGUUCUUCUAGUUCAUUUCCACCCGAAGAUCGUCAAGCGCCUCAGUUCUUGGCCCUGGACACUGAUGUUCGUUUUUUGGGGUGCAAAAAAACAACUAGAAAAUAAAACAAAUGGACAAACGAAUGAGCCUGUGACUGGAAUCGUGGCAAAUCUUUGCGACGUGUGGCUGUGACGAGAUUGCCCUCUGCUGGACAAACAAGGAGCUAAAUCUACGGGAGGAUUUGAAUCCUGAAUAUUCCUCCUCCUCCUCAUAUGGCAUCCUUCAUCCAGACCUGCUUGUCAACAGUUUGUCUUCAACCGAAAUGUCCUUCUGUCAACAACAUAAGUUGUAGUAUCCUGGAACUACAGAAAGCCUCAAUCUCAUAAAUCAGCUGGUCUGAUUUUAAGCUCUCAAGUGACUGUAUCUGUAUAUGCAACCGCAGAUUUCUUCUACACUCAAACUUCAUUGAACGCCCUCAUUUCCUCUUUGAAGGCAACACAAUUGAUGCAAGUUGAGGAAUACUUCACAUAUAUCGAGUGUAAUGAACCUUUUGUGUGAGCAGUUUUAAAAAGCUAUAAACAUCCAAUAUUGAUUCUGUAAACGGUCAUUUUAUGUAUUGAAGAUCCACCUCUGUGUUCAAGUUUCUUUUGUAUUUAUUUUUCUUGAUUUGUUUAACAAAAAAAGACGCAGCCCCCAAUUUACAUGAUGCAUGUAUAGAAUAUAUUGUACAUACUGUUUUCUUUUCUCCCUUCUUUGUUGUGUUUAUGUAGCAUGUAAAUCAUAAGGGCCGUAGCCGAUACCCGUUCACCUUUUUAGUUUAACAGCUUUACAAUAGUGGAAGAGGGACUUUGAGGAGCUUCUUUUUUUUUUUGCAGAGCAGUGAACCCUCCUCACACCGUUAUUACUGAAGAUCAGAGAAUACAUGAAGUUUUAUGAAAUACAAACUCACUAUGCUAAAUUGGACAAGAGAGUAUAUAGAAGAUAGGCGGGUGUAACACACCCUUGAAAAGGUUUAAACAAAAGAGAUGCUGGAUACUUUUCACAACUUGUGAAUGCUGACUGGAAUCUGAGGACUGCUUUCCCCAAACAGAUCAAGAACAAGGCGGCCUAAUAUUUCAUUAGUAGGAGUUGUGAGAUUUAAACAUGACAUGAUCUUAGUUUGGGAAAACUGCUCCUGAAUACUUUGAAUAAAAUGACAUGCUGAUCAGAAAA
Molecule: messenger RNA, 2842 nt
Organism: Cyclopterus lumpus (lumpfish)
Lineage: Eukaryota; Metazoa; Chordata; Actinopteri; Perciformes; Cyclopteridae
Product: cytohesin-3
Exons: 13
Coding region: 305-1489 (394 amino acids)
Biological process (GO): regulation of ARF protein signal transduction
Molecular function (GO): guanyl-nucleotide exchange factor activity
Source: RefSeq, a predicted model, not a curated record